UGGUGACGUAGAUCUCAUGUGACCAAGAGUCGACGUGUGCAGAAAUCUUGCUAGUCUGGUCCUUGUUUCCAUCUGGGUACCAGCUUCCUUCAGCCUUGCAGGCGGCCGUUUGAAAAACCAGCGGAAGGACGAGACAGCUUGCUUGAAUUUUGCAGUUUGUCUGCAGGUUUGUUCUUCACUGCUCAAGGCUAAAAAAAAUAAGAGAAAGAAACUGACCAGAUCAGUACCAGAAGCAAUUGCAUCCAAACAGAAAUAGGCAGGAAGAGAAGCAGAUUCAAGAUGAAACCCUGCCAAAAAAUGGAAGGAAAACCAGAAAAUGAGGAUGAAUCAAAGCCUGAGGAAGAGCCAAAGCCUGAGGAAAAGCCAGAGGAGGAGGAGGAAGAGCCAGAAGAGGAGGAAAAAUCAGAAGAAACUUUUAGGGAAAGGCUGAUUCAAUCUCUUCAGGAGUUUAAAGAGGAUAUACACAACAGGCAUUUAAGCAGUGAAGAUAUGUUUAGGGACGUGGAUGAGGUAGACGAGAUAAGGAGAGUGAGAAACAAACUUAUUGUGAUGCGUUGGAAGGUUAAUCGAAACCAUCCUUACCCCUAUUUAAUGUAGUUUGCUUUGAUUUCUAUUUUAUCUGUUAUUACCAUGGCAAUAUACUUUUCUUUUUAUUAGCAUUUUCCUGAUAUGCCUUUGCCAAUCUUCUCCAUUUUAAUCUGUUGCUGUUAGUGGUUUUAGAUGUGUCUCUUAACUGUAUCUUAUUGCUUAUAUUUAGAACCAAUCUACAUGUCUCUGGCUUUUAAGGAGAGAGCUUUACUGAUUUGUAAAAAAGAAAGAGAGAGCUUCUGAUGGGAUACAAAAUGAGAAAAGGCUACACAGUAACAUGAGAAAAUCAUAUUUUUGAAAGACAAGAUUACCUUUGUAUAUUACAUAUAUGCACAUAAAAACUUGUGAAAGAUGACAGUACAAUCUCAGUGGUGAAAUUAUUAAUGAUUUUUCUUCUGCUUAUUUGUAUUUGCCACAUUCCUACAAUGACCACACAUUAUUCUUGCUAAAAAUAAUAAAAGUUUUAUAACUAAAAAUAA
This is a messenger RNA of Nannospalax galili (Upper Galilee mountains blind mole rat), 1067 nucleotides long. It is a transcript of the gene Tceal9, whose product is annotated as transcription elongation factor A like 9. The record is from RefSeq and is a predicted model, not a curated record. The transcript has 3 exons. The coding region runs from base 280 to 597 and encodes 105 amino acids. NCBI's taxonomy places the organism in Eukaryota, Metazoa, Chordata, Mammalia, Rodentia, Spalacidae.